This is a messenger RNA of Linum trigynum, 10022 nucleotides long. Lineage: Eukaryota; Viridiplantae; Streptophyta; Magnoliopsida; Malpighiales; Linaceae. The record is from the annotation of a GenBank genome assembly.
UUCAUUGUUUCUUAAUAUGAUACUAGGGGAGCAAUACCCAGGUGAAUUAUUCUCUUAUCGGGACAACCUCGAUUUACUUUACUUGUUUGUUUAUUUUGUUGUUUUCGUAGUUUCUAAACCCAUCACCGUUUACUAGAUAACAACUUAAGCGAUUGAAGUAGGGGUACAUCGACCGACCCAGGUUGACAAUUAAAACAUACUUGCACUAUAGUGCACCCAGCUAGAGUUUACACUUGGGCUCUAGUCGGGGUUUUAAUUCGCGGUGUAGCCCAUGGUGAUCUAUUCCCUUCGAUGGUGUUUAUUGAUUUAGUUACUAAUGUGGUAUUCUAUGGUGAUGCACAUGUAAUCAUCGAGAUGACUAACGCGGGGGAUAUGUCGCAUGUUCUGAGUGGCGGUCUUCUUUUCAAUCUUUAGGUUAUUUUCGAGCUCUGAGUGAAACUCUUCUCUACAGUGUGUCUUGUUUCACUUCUCAACAUGUAGGUAUAAUAAGACUGCGCAUAUCGUGGAAAAACAAGCUCUCUUAUCGUUGGAUAGUAAUUUGAUCGACCAAUGCUUCUUCCUUAACUCUGUAUUGUGAUUUGGCUUGCAAAUGUUCUGCAUAUACUCGUAUCUUGCUAUUUCAUUCGUGGAUACCUCUGGCAAAAAUUAGUUUUGAAUCCCGUCAGUUGGCCAUAGGACAUUUUUUUUGUUAAUUUAAUUGUGCAUCAUGAUAAUGUUUUUGACACACAUGAAAUCGUUGUAUAUUAUGAUGCUACAAAAUUUAAAAAAUAUUGAUGUAGUUUAGUAACUUUGUAGAAUAAGAAGCGUGUCUUAUGAGUUAUUGUAGUAAUAUGAGCUAAUCAUGCAAGGUUGUAGAGAAUUGAAUGUUUUUAUAUAGGUUAGUAACUCUUUUCAAUAUAAGUUCGGCUCGUGAAUGUGUGAUCGUGGCCAUAUCUUUGAAUUUUUAUUUUAUUUCAACAUAUAUAAAAUGAAUAUCAUUAUGCAGGUCACGAAAAAUUGAUUCUUUAGUGCAAAAAAUAUGAAUUCGGAGUUAAAGGAAAUAAAUAUGAUAGAGUAAGCAUAAUAAGGGAAUUGAAAAAGAGGAGAAAAAGUGUAUUAGGUGGCACAUUCUAACUGAAAAUAUGUUUAUUUUUCUUACCUUUCUAAUUGGCUAAUAUCUUCUUUGUUUUAACAUUAAAUUUUUUUUUCUUGUACAAAUGGAACAAGCUCAUUAUGACAAGGAUAUCAAUUUUGGAUAUAUUUAAAGAAAUAUUAUUUAUACUACCCAUUACCAUUGGUUACACCCUGUUACAGUAUGGUACCACUUUGUUUCACCUUCAUUUUUACUUAAAUUUGAAUACAAGGAAAGAGUUUAUCGAGAUCUAUUGUGAUCUACCAAUUUUUGGAAAAAUAAAGUUUAGUAUAUUCCUACUAUCAUGUAUAUAACCAUUAUACACUAUAAUAUAUUCAUACCAUUAUUAUACACUUUUAUAUUACCAUGAAUCCAUAAUAUAAUAUUGUGUACUAUCAAACAUUACCAUCAUGAUAUAGACUUGUAAUAUAUGUUUCAAUUUUUUUGUUCCAAAUUAUAUCAAAUGAAUCUUAUUUUAAAUACCAUGAAUAAUUUGAUUUUUAGUGAAAAAAAUAAAUUCGGGCUUAAAAUAAAAGAUAUAUAACCCAUAUUUUAAGUUUAACCGGAAAAAGUUAGGUAUUGUGACUUGUUAGCAAGGUUGUCAACCACGGGUCGACCCAUUUUCAUCUUGGCCCGGUGAGAAAAAUUGGCCGUACGUACCCGUCGGGUCGACCACUACAAGGUACCGGGUUGGAGGUCAAAUUGUGUAAUUUUUUCUUUGGUUUGCGAAAUGCGCUGCGAUUUUUCUUUUCGCCAAACUCAAAUUUUGGAAUUCUAAGUUGAACAUUUGAAUAUUGAUGUUGUAUAAGUGUGUGUGAAUUUUCACUAUAUGUUGGAUCUAAGUACGACAUGUUAUGUUGGUGUAAUAUUAUAUGUUAUAACUCAUAUGUUAUAUGAGAUUUGAUAUAAUUUAUCAGGAUAAGUACAAUAUAAUGACUGUUUCCAUAUUUUCGGGCUAAACCGGACUAAAAUGGGUGACCAUUAACCCUUGACCCACUAGUUCGACCAGGUCCGAAUUAGCCCUCGGGUUGACAACCUUGCUUGUUAGGUUACUAAUACGCGCCACCAAGUAAAUGCCAGGGCUCAGCAAAAAGGUUGUCGGGGUAUGGCAAUCUGAAUACUUCAUGUUCUACAGAUUCGACACUACUCCCCACUAGGAUGGCAACAAAACCCGAACCCACGGGUACCCUAUCCGACCCAACCCGGUCAACGUGGGUAAAAUCCGUGUUGAUGGGUUUUGGGUCGGGUUUAGGUUUAGACCCGUUUACUAUUUACCGGAUUGGGUUUGAGUUUAGGUAUACCCGCCCACACCCAUAUAAUUAAUUUUUUCGGUAAUUUAAUAUUCUAAGCAACUAAUCUUCUUUAUGUUAUCGAGACAUGCCUAAUUUUUUUUCUUUAUAAUUAUGUAGAAUGAAGUUGAUAUUAUUGAGUGGAGAGUGAAGAAGCUUAAUUGACAAGGAGGAAGAAGCUUUCAGUUAAUCAUGUUUUUUAUGGAUAAUUUGUGAUUUGCUUCAAUUUUCUUGAGUUUUCUAGAUUGGUGUUGAACAAUUUGUAUGGUUAAUUUGUGAUUUGCUUGAAUUUUCUAAAAUUAUGUUUUAUAUAUGGAUAAUUUGUAUUGAGAGAUUAAUAUUUGAAUUUUAUUUAAAUAGGAACUUGUUAUUGUAAAUAUUUUACGACAAAACCUCAUGGGCACCCAUGAACCGGCGGAUACCCAACGGGUUGGAUUUGAGUUUUCCAAACCCAAUGGGUUUUACCCGGAAUUUUUUUCACGAAUAAACCCAUGGAUUUGAGUUUGGAUUUGGCAAAAGCCGACCCAAUCUAACCCAUUGUCAUCCUUACUCCCACAAACCCAACCUCUUGCCCACAGUGUCCCACUAUGAGUUCCUUGGUUGUUAAAUUACAAGUCCGUUAUUACUUUUCCAUAUGAUAUUUGAUAUAAUUUAUAAUUUAUAUUAUUUGACACAAUAAAAUUAUUUUUUUAUAUAUUCGGUCCAUUAAUCUUUUACACACUUACUCGAUCAGACCAGAUUAAACCGGGCCAAGAUAGGGUGCAUAAUCCAUGGUUAUGCACCCAUCAAUAACCAAAUCUGGAUCCUUUAUUUGGAAAAUGCAGACCUAAUGAAGGAGAAUUAAAGACCAUUUUUAUUUUUUCUAACUUUCUUAAUUGACUCAUAUCUUUUUCGUUUUAACUCGGAUUUUAAUUUUUUUUGCACAGAUGAAACGAUUUCAUCGUGCUCUACAAAAUGAGAUCAAUUUUCAAUAUUUUUUGAGAAAAAAAAUUCUGGCCUCUCGGUACCAACUGCAUACCAUAUGGUAUCUUCUUCGUUUUUAAUUCGUUUUUUAAAAAGUUUGCACAGAAGGGACGAGUUCAUCAUGAUCUAUUGGAUCUACAAAUUUCUGGGUGAACAAAUUACAAGACCAAAAAAUACCACACAAUACCAUACAAUACCACCCUGGUACGGGGUGGUAUUGUGUGGUAUACAAUGUUAAAAGUCGUAAAUGACAAUUAAUAUACUUCUACUAUCAUGUAUUCAACCAUCCUACAGUCUUGGUUUGUUCAUACCACCAUGAUACGUUUUUCAAACAAUAGGUAUAUUUCAAUACCAGUCAAUACCAUAUGGUAUAGACUGGUAAAAAAUGGCUCAAAUUUUUUUGUUCGAAAAAUAUAUUAAAGUGGAUAUCAUUUUGAAGAGCACAAUUAAUAUGAUCUAACUGUGCAAAAAAAAAAAAAAUUUCGACCUAAAAUGAGUGAGAAAUCGUCCGUCAAAGAUUAAAGAGGGGAAAAUUAAAGGCUUUCCAGGAGAGAGAGAGGAUGUUGAUGUCAUGCUGAAGUGGACGGGUUACUCAUGGUUACUCACCAUAAGGUUACUCACCUGAUCCAUUCCCGAUUAAACCGGUUGACAACUUGAUUGCGUUUAUAUUCCCUCCGUCUCGGGAGCAGAUCCGGUGAGUAACCUUGUGGUGAGUAACCAUGAGUAACCCGUCCACAUCAGCAUGACAUCAGCAUCCUCUCUCUCCUGGAAAGCCUUUAAUUUUUCCCUCUUUAAUCUUUGACAGACGAUUUCUCACUCAUUUUAAGUCGAAUUUUUUUUUGCACAGUUAGAUCAGAUUAAUUGUGCUCUUGAAAAUGAUAUCCACUUUAAUAUAUUUUCGAACAAAAAAUAUUGAGCCAUUUUUUACCAGUCUAUACCAUAUGGUAUUGACUGGUAUUGAAAUAAAAGCAUACCUAUGGUUUGAAAAAAAUAGCAUGGUGGUGUGAACAAACCAAGACUGUAGGAUGGUUGAAUACAUGAUAGUAGAAAUAUAUUAAUUGUCAUUUACGACUUUUAACAUUGUAUACCACAAGAUACCACCUCGUACCAGGGUGGUAUUGUAUGGUAUUGUGUGGUAUUUUUUGGCCAUGUAGUUUGUUUACCCAUAAAUUUGUAGAUCCAAUAGAUCAUGAUGAACUCGUCCCUUCUGUGCAAACGUUUUCAAAAACGAAUUAAAAACGAAGUAGAUACCAUACAAUACCACCCUGGUACAAGGUGGUAUUGUAUGGUAUUGUGUGGUAUUUUUUGGUCCUGUAAUUUGUUCACCUAGAAAUUUGUAGAUCCAAUAGAUCAUGAUGAACUCGUCCCUUCUGUGCAAACGUUUUCAAAAACGAAUUAAAAAUGAAGAAAAUACCAUAUGGUAUGCAGUUGGUACCGAGAGGCCAUAAUUUUUUGUUCUAAAAAAAUAUUUAAAUUUUAUCUUAUUUUGUAGAGCACGAUGAACUCGUUCCACCUGUGCAAAAAAAAUUAAAAUCCGAGUUAAAACGAAAAAGAUAUGAACCGAUUAAGAAAGCUAGAGAAAAUAAAAAUAAUUUUAAUUCUCCAUCCUUAGAUCUGAAUUUUCUAAAUAACGGGUUCAGAUUUGGUUAUUGAUAUGCACCCUAUCUUGAACCAUCCGUCUCUCUCUCUUAGUUACUUACCCCCUUCGGCCUUUCCCCUUUCCUGCAAAUAACCAUGUAAACAAAUCGCUUCUUCUCCCACCUCGGAAAGACGGGAACUCUUCUUCUCGACUCAAUCCAGUCGCAUCCAUGUCCAUUUCCCUUUCCUUCAACCCCUAAACCAGAAGCUACCCCUUUCUCUGACUCUCUCCAUCGAAACCCCUUCCCUCGAAACCAUUUCCCCCUGCAAAUCAUGCUAUCCGCUUCUGCCCAUCUCAUCUAUUUCCCAAUCUCUACCCCUCUCUCUCGCAGAUAUACCCUCGUCGGUGCUAACCACACCUCCGCUCGCUUCUGCUCCCGGUAGCAAUUUUGGGGUUCCGAUUUCCUCCACCCCCCCCCCCCCCCCCCCCCCCCCCCCCCCCCCCCCCCCCCCCCCCCCCCACUCUUCAAAAUCACCCAAUUCCUUCAUGGAGCUCGGUGCCGGGAAGCCCAGCUUUCUGAGGAACAUUCUAGCGCGGGUGCUUCUCCUCGGUGUCUUGCUCAUCGUCGUCCGUUUCUCCUAUGUCGUCACUAUCGCAGGAGAGUCCUGCAACGUCGGCAACUUCUGCUUCUUCUCCCUGCCGGACAACUUCAAUUUCGUCGCCGGGACUGGAGUCGCGAACAAAGCCGUCCGAUCCCAGCCGGCUCGACUGUCGAAGAGUGAUCUUUACACCAGCAAGCACUGGAUAAAGUCCGUCCACUUGUACUCCUCCAUCUUCCAAGAUCUGAUCUCCGAAGGAUUCCUCUCCCCCGACUCCAAGUCCCUCUGCCUCGAGACGCCGCUGGGCCAGGACGUCUUCGCUCUCAAAGAGAUUGGCGUUUCCGAUGCCGUCGGGAUUUACAAGAAGGCGUCCAAGCCGCUGGUGAUUGCCGCAAAGUUGAACCGCAUUCCGUUCCACGACGACACAUUCGACUUCGUUUUCUGUGGCGGAGGUCGAUUCGACGGGGUGUCCCGGCCUCUUGAUUUCGCAUCGGAGAUUUCCCGGACGCUGAAACCCCAAGGGUUCGCGGUGGUCCAUGUCAGGGCGAAAGAUACGUAUAGUUUCGAUUCUUUUCUUGAUUUAUUCAAUUCUUGUAAAUUGAUCCGGUCUCGCGAUGUCGACGGCUACGAUUCGUCGAUGCCGUACAUUCGAGAGAUCGUUCUCCAAAAACACAGUCACAUUCUUGGGAAAUCCCCUGCCGGCGGCGGUUCGGGAAAUAAGUGCUCAAUUCCAGGGCACAAACUGGAGUUGGUCCAUGAUGCGGAGCCUCUAAUCAAACAGGAGCCAUUGAAGCCAUGGAUUACACUGAAGAGGAAUAUAAACAAUAUAAAGUAUUUACCAGCAAUGGCUGAUAUAAGCUUCAAGAAUAGAUACGUGUAUGUAGAUGUUGGGGCAAGGAGCUAUGGUUCUAGCAUUGGAAGCUGGUUUAAGAAGCAGUACCCAAAACAGAACAAGACUUUCGAAGUGUAUGCAGUUGAAGCUGACAAGACUUUCCAUGAACAGUAUAAGCUGAAGAAAGGUGUCACUUUGUUGCCUUAUGCUGCUUGGGUGAAGAAUGAAACUCUUUCGUUUGAAAUCCAUCGGGAUCCUGGGGAGCAGGUUUCGGAUAAAGGAAGAGGGAUGGGAAGGAUUCAGCCUGUGAAAUCAUCUUCCUCUGGUGGGGGAUUCGAUGGUGUGGUUGAUGAAAUUGAAGGGUUUGAUUUCGCACAGUGGUUGAAGAGGACAGUGACUGAAAAGGAUUUUGUAGUGAUGAAGAUGGAUGUGGAAGGGACCGAGUUUGACUUGAUUCCGAGGCUGUUCAAAACCGGAGCAAUUUGUUUGAUUGAUGAACUGUUUCUUGAGUGCCAUUACAAUAGGUGGCAAAAAUGUUGUCCUGGAGUGAGGAGUCCCAAAUAUGAGAAGACGUAUGAGCAAUGCUUGGAUCUGUUCACUUCUCUCAGAGAAAGCGGAGUUCUUGUUCACCAAUGGUGGUGACAAAUUGGGUAACAUUUCAAUGCCUAACCCCUUUCGUUUCGAUCUUUUUGCUGCCUCAAAUGCUUCAGUCAUCACAGUAGCUAAAAAUGUACUAGGGCUUAGUAGUAUUAGUAUCCUAUUCUUUCUUCUUUCCACACUAUAUCUGUAAGUUUCAGCAGCAAAUGAGAGUUCUCAAGUUCUGACUUCAUUCAUAACUCUUCUCUUGUUGGAUUGUGAUGUGUGGGAAUCUGUUGUAGCAUUUUGGUUUGUUAAUGUGUAUAGAAAGAUGAACUGAUUUUACAAUGCAUGCCUUCUUACAAAAAAUAGUUGGGAUGAGAUUGCUGUGAGGUACUUCUGGUCUCUGGAUUUGGAAAGGACGAAACAGCAUUAGUUGGCAUGCUAGUUCAAUAUGGUAUAUUGACGAGUCUGCUCUCUUAAGUUGUGGUGGAAUGCAUAGUGUUUGGAAGAAAUCAUUUUGAAGGUGAUUGCAUCGCUUUUUUACUACACUGCACGUGUAGUGUCAACUUCUUGAGUAUUGAACUGUAAUUUUUUGCUUGACAAAGAAAGGCCAAACUGGUACAGAAUGAUCGAUUGCAAUUUGCAGAAGCAUUUUUUCAUUCAUUUAUUCACAGAACUAUUAUUAAAAGUGGGCCUUUCUUCCAUUUCUGAUGUCUUAAAUGUGAUCAGGCUUAUUGGUGAAUGAUUUUAAAUGGAUAUUAGGAUAUUUUGGUUAAUGUUGAGUAGGGAUUCAACCAUCUUAUUAUGUAUGUGGAAAUCUGGGCAUACAAACAACAUACUUUAACAUUGAAUCAUAGUUGGAGUUCCAAAACAGAUUAGAAGGGUGAAUACCUCACCCGAGUAUCUCUCUCCCAGAGAUUGUAGUGCAUUUGCGUGCAUGAUGAAAUUGAUAGUUUUGGAAGCUAUAAAUGAAAUUUUGAAUUAAUUAUACGGUUUUCGAAUUAUUGCAUGCAGAAGUUAUUGGAUAAUGACAAGUGAAAGUUGGACACAGGUCGAGGUAGGAGAUUUUGAGCUUCAAAAAGAAUAAGUAAACACACAAACACACACACAUUCUCGCUUGAUGCGAGGUUAUUACACAUAACAAUAUUCAACAUCACGAUUAAAAGAAGAAGAAAAACUCACAAUAGUACUUGUUCACACACAAAAGAAAAAAAAGAAGAACAAUAACAAAGUUCAGAGUUUCAAUUGGAGAAGUGAAAUGAAAGAAAUCGGCUAUGUCACGUGUCUCACUUGUCGAAUACCUCUCUCAAGUCGUGGAUGGGUGCUCCUCGUCUUUGGACAAGACUCCCUGAUGUCGAGCUAUCCGCUCCAGCAAAGUGUUGGAUCUAUCCAACUGUGUGGAGACCCCUGAGUACUGCUCCUUGAGGCGAGUGACUCGAUCCUCGAGGUGGACUGCGGAUGAGAAAGGACCGGCUCUGGCCAAUGAUGAUGAUGGUGGUGGCAGUGUAGGCUCCUAACGGCGACGCUGGUGUUGCUAGGCAGUCGGCUGCUGUGGAGGUAGUAGCUCUGGUGUUGUGAAGAGACCCUUAAUGUAUCGAUAGGGUUCGCAAACUUGGAGCAAAUGCAUGGACUCCAAAGUAUCCUCCUUCAACCUUGUAGUACACCCUUCUUUCAUGCAACACUUGAGAUCAACAUUGAAAUGCCGGGCAAUUCUGUUGAUGUACAGUCACAGAUGCAUGGUAGUGUUCUGGCGGUUACCCGUAGCUUUGGCAAAGGAUGUGGCAAAGACAAACCCAAGGUGAAGGUGACGACUUGAGUCCUCCAUGGAAGAGAAAUCGAAAAGAGCUCUCUUGGUGAUCUUGUUUGCCGACAUAGACGAUGGGUAUAUGGAAUGGGAGAGAAGUGCGUUGAUGAUACACCGUUGGGGCUUGAGGGUGGUCGUCGUUGCAUGUACCGCAUCAAAUUGGGCUCACCGGUUCUUCAGGAGGCAGAACUUCAUGAAAGCGGCACGAGACUUAAAGCUUUGGAUGGAAUCCACUUCCAGAAUGGCCUCCUAGUCCCCAUCACUCCCUAUAGCUUACGCAAGCUCAUGAAAACUCAAACUCCGAGCCGAGCCGCCUAGACAGAAACAAAUGUAUGGCUUCUGAUUCCUAGUUGAAUCUUUUUCCUUAUAGAUGAAGAAUGUACAAAAAAAUUCAACACAAAGUUUGGCGAAAAUGUCGUCCUCAAUGGCAAGGAAUCGGCGCCAUUGGGGAUGUGCCACAGCUUCACUCAUUGCAUCCCCAUAGUUCAAGGCGUCAAACUAGUGUAAUUCAUGCCGCCAUGAGACCUAGUUGGGGCCUUGCUCCAUAAUCUUAGGCCUCCUUAACAUUUAGGCAACCUCAAGAUUGCCGCAAGGUACGGGUGAUUUGGAUCAACCAUCCUGCAGAACAUCAAAAGCCAUACACCAUACGUGGAAACAUUUGUUAAUCUCUAAUCAUCGGGGAGAGAAGGACUCCCCAAACUUAGGAUUCCACUAUGACUGUACACCUUCAAGGCUUUUCACAAGAUCGGUUCUCCAACAAUUUAUCUCAUUUCCACACAAGACACAUCGAGGCAUGGUUAUAGGCAAUUCAAAGUUCAUCAAGGUUGUAAUUUCGAACCUAAACAAUGCCUCGAUGGCCACUAACUAUCAUGCAUCAAAUUGGAUCAAACAUUCAUUCGCAUAUUGCACUUGGUGGACAUUUUCCAAUUCAAACACAAUUCAUAUAAAAUCUUGCCCACCAAGGCUCAAUCAAGUCUACAAUCACUUUAUGCAUCAUUCAAUUAACAAAAAUCGACUAACCUCUCACCUAAUUUCAACAUCCAUUCAUUCAAUCACAAAAUCCCCUCACCUAAGAACCCUAAUCUGAUACUCAAAAAUUAACAAGGUGAAAGUCCAAAACACACCUGGAGACUCAAGUAGGAUCGAAGGGGAAGGUGAUGAGACGGGGAGGGAUUCGAAAAACAGGUCGGCGAGGGAUUCGAAAAACAAUGCCUCGAUGGCCACUAACUAUCAUGCAUCAAAUUGGAUUAAACAUUCAUUCGCAUA